CGCCAGCUUCUGGCAGUUGGGAGGAUCACGUGAGCGGUGCAGUUCCUGGGCGCUGAGGAACGGAGCGACAUGGAGAUGAAGCUAUGGCUUGUGUUGGUGCUGCUGUUUGGCACUGCUGUCGUCCGUGCUCAAGAUGAAGAUGAUGACGAUACUGAUAUUGUUGAAGAUGAAGAUGACGAAAGCCCAGUAGAAAGUGACUCGGAACCAAGCUCUCCACCACCUCCUAAGGUCACGUACAGAGCUCCAGUUCCAAUUGGACAAGUGCAUUUUGCAGAAUCGUUUGAUAAAGGCACUCUGGAAGGCUGGGUCAUGUCCAAAGCUAAAAAGGAAGAUGCUGAUGAAGAUAUUGCAAAAUAUGAUGGAAAGUGGGAGGUGGAAGAAAUGAAAGACACUAAACUGCAUGGGGACAAGGGGCUGGUUCUUAAAUCCCGUGCUAAGCAUCACGCAAUUGCGGCUUUACUCGAUCGGCCAUUCACAUUUGACAACAAGCCACUAUUUAUCCAGUAUGAAGUGAAUUUUCAGAAUGGAAUUGAAUGUGGCGGGGCAUAUAUUAAGCUACUUUCGAAAAGCAAAGACUUAAUUCUGGAGAAAUUUUAUGACAAAACUCCGUACACGAUCAUGUUUGGCCCAGACAAGUGUGGUGAAGAUUACAAACUCCACUUCAUCUUCAGGCACAAGAACCCCAAAACCGGACAGUACGAGGAGAAACAUGCAAAACGUUCAGACGUGGACCUCAAAAACUAUUACACUGACAAGAAGACUCACCUCUACUCACUAGUGCUCAAUCCUGACAACUCAUUCCAAGUCCUGAUUGACCAAACUGUUGUCAAUAGUGGCAACCUUCUGGAAGAUAUGACUCCUCCUAUUAAUCCACCGAAAGAGAUUGAAGAUCCAGAUGAUCAGAAACCAGAAGACUGGGAUGAGAGACCAAAGAUUGCUGACCCUGAUGCAGUCAAACCAGAUGACUGGGAUGAAGAUGCUCCUGCUAAGAUUCUUGAUGAAAAUGCGGUCAAGCCUGAAGGCUGGCUUGAUGAUGAGCCCGAAUAUAUUUCUGACCCUGAUGCAGAAAAACCAGAGGACUGGGAUGAGGAAAUGGACGGUGAAUGGGAGGCUCCUCAAGUAGCGAAUCCUAAGUGUGAAAGUGCUCCUGGAUGUGGGCCUUGGAAAGUGCCGAUGAUUGAUAACCCAGAUCACAAGGGAAAAUGGAAGGCUCCAAUGAUUGACAACCCCAACUACCAGGGAGUCUGGAAACCACGGAAGAUUUCCAACCCGGACUACUUUGAGGAUCUGCAUCCAUUCAAGAUGACUCCUAUCAAUGCUAUUGGUUUGGAGCUGUGGUCAAUGACAUCUGAUAUCUUCUUUGACAACUUCAUUGUUUGCUCUGACAAGGUGGUGGUUGACCAGUGGGCAAACGAUGGCUGGGGUCUCAAGAGAACAGCUGAGGGGACUGCUGAGUCAGGAGUAGUUGGGCAGCUGAUGUCAGCAGCUGAAGAACGCCCAUGGCUUUGGAUUGUUUACAUCCUCAUCAUCGCCUUGCCUGUGUUCCUGGUUAUCGUGUUCUGCUGCACUGGAAAGAAAGAUCCGGCUGCUGAGUACAAGAAGACUGAUGCCCCACAGCCUGAUGUGAAGGAGGAGGAGGGGGAGGAGGAAGAAGAGCAAAAGGAAGAAGAGGAGACCAAAAAGGAAACUGAAGAGGAAAAGACAAAUGAAGAGAAGCAAAGGAGUGAUACUGAGGAUGCUCCAGGAAAUGCAAGCCAGGAGGAGGAGGAAGAAGAGGACGAAAAGGAGCAGAAAAGGGAGAAAGGGGCAGAAGAGAAGCCAAGUGCUGAGCAGGUUGAAGAAAAGAAAGACAGUGCAAGUACAAAUUGAAAACCAUGGAAAAAUUGAGCUGAUUCCUGUCAUAAUUUCGUUUGGGCAACACUUGCGAUUUCUAAUGAGAGACCAUCGUCACUGGGAUUACAGAGAAUUGAACUUUUACAGGAUUUCGUGAGACAACAGUUGUGUGCAAAUAAAAAAAAAACCCUACAAAUCACACUGACCAAACACUAGGUAGACCAGGUUAUUGUAUGUUUUCAGCAAGGACUGUAAUCUGAAUUGAAAUGUACUUAUAUAUAAAUAUAUAUUAUAUAGUAAAACAAAUUCCUGCUUAUUGGUACAAGUCCUCUAAACUCUUAAAUUAUUAAAUUAGUUCAUGGUAGUCUUCAAUUGGAUUUUAGGCUUGCUAAAUUUUAAAGAUGGAAUACUGAGUAAUACAGAUAUACCCAACACGCAAGCCAAGAGGAGGUUAGGGAAGAAGGCAAACUUAUGGGGCCAAUGUACUGUCAGAAUGCUUCAUUGGCUUUAAGUAUAAGUAUAAACUUCCCUGUAUUGGCAGAUCACUUUUCCUAAAAGUUAAUUGAGAACAAAAUCUCAAUAAAGCACUGGAAACCUUCCCAUUCCUUUGCCUUAAGGGUCUCCUUAAUUGGGUUGGAAUGAGUUGGGAAGUGGAAGUGAGCAGGUGAUGGUUUCUAUUCCUCUUGAUUCAUUUUGAACUAUCCCUGCUGUGUCCAAGGGGGAGCAACAAGUAGAAGUUUAACAUGUUAGCGAUAAGACCCACAUUAACCCCACAGUUUCUGUGUUGCUCAACCUCUCCCCACUGCCUCCAACCAAACAAGUAAUAGUUUUUAAAAAUUUCUUUCCAAACAAAAUAGUUGAGCAUAUGAGCAGUGAAGAGAUGAGGGGAAAGCUCUAGGGGCAGUUCAGGUUUUUCUGCGAGUUUGUUUUCCUGCUUUCUCCCCCUCCUUCCCCAUACCCACACCCCCUUCCUCCCAUUGCUCCAAUUUGUGUCCAAAAGGUUUUUCCCUGCAUUGUCUGUCUACUUUUGCAGUUUGUUUCAACUCCCUUUUUAUAGACAUCUUUCUUUCUUCUCCCAAAAACCCAAUUCUUCGAGCUCUACAUUAAAAUAAAAAAUUAAAUAUGCAUUUUAGUUACUGUUAAUGCUACUUUGCCUAUUUUGAUGCCCUACCUGCCCAUUAAGUGUUUGCAUGAAAUUAGAAUGCAGGGUACUGACUAACCAAUUUGGUGAACAGUGUCCUUUUGGAACCAAUUGGAUACCUUUAAAAUCCUUGCUUUCUAACCUGCUGAUUCUAUAUUUCCAGUAAGAUGUGAUCAUAUUGAUGGCUGCCAAUAAAUGCUGUGCUAUAGGGUAAUUUUUAAAUCCACACUUUUGUAUGCACGUGGUAAUAAGUAGCCGAUAUUAACAUUGCACCAUGUCCAGACUCCCACAAGCAUUGGAAUCUCACUCAUGUAGGUGGGAGGGCAGGAAGUAGCUCACAAAGGAAGUUCUCAAUUUCUUUCCAAGUAUGUCCUGACGGAUUUAAAUUUGUAUCGGCUCUCUGUGGAUCUGAGCUGGUUAAUUGUUGAGGUGAAAACAUUUCUAUCAAUGCUCUACAUACACUGUCCAAAUGCAACUCCUUUUCUUGACAACCUGUUGGCAUUGACUGCCUUGGCUUUGUGCUGCAUACCCCUGUUGCUGAGGUGUGUACAUGAACAUUGGUAUAUGCUUUCACAACAGGUUGUGUUUGAGCUGGUGUGGACAUAAUGGUUCAUCCUGUUAUGCUUGUGAUUUUGCCUUUUUAAGUUUGGGCUGAGGUACAUUUUGGAUGGGUACGGUGGUAUUGUGCAUGCAAUGCUCAAGGAAUACGUGACCAAUUCCAAGUGAAAAUGUAUUCUAAAUUUCAGUGGUGAGUUUGAACAGGUUACUUCCUGUAAUAAUCAUUUAUUCUUUACAUUCUAACUUUAACCAGACCACAACUUCUGAUCAUUCUUUGAAUUGUAUGCUUGUAAUUGGGUUACCAAGUAACAAGUUUAGUUCCACAUUUGACCCCAUCUCUCAUACAAACAAAAUAUCUAAACACAAGGUAAUGGAUGUAUUUUGCACACCUCCUCUUGGGUAGGUUGGGAUCUGAUAAAACUCCAAUUCUGAGUGUAGGGAUUUUCAUUCUUGUCUCGGGGUGGGGGGUGUAUGUUGGGUGGAGAAUUUCCCCUUUUCAGUUGUCCUGAUUUAUUUUAUUUGCCAUUUUCUUUUUGUAACAACCUUAUCUUUGAAGAGCGGUGCAUGUCUUCAGGGCAGGAGAGGGUUGAAAGAAAAGGAACCAACAAUGGAUGGAUAUCAAUGGCAAACUUACACUUAAUAGUACUGCAAGAUAAAUAGCACGAGUACAUCUAAUCCUGUAAAAACAGAAGUUGUUUUCAUUGAUGGGUUGUACUUCUAUUUUAAGAUUUCUGUCAGAUGUUUGUACAUGUCAGUUUGGAAUAUGGUAACUUAUGUGGCAGCCCUCUAUCCCAGCAACAUCUCACAAACAGCAAAGAAAUGAAUAAUUAGUUGAUGUUUUGUCACUAAUCACUUUAUGCAUCAGAAAAAUAAUCCAACUCCAGUUACCAAAUUGGUUGUGAUGUGGUGUAAGGUGGUUCUAGUGUUUUUUUUUUAUAAUAUAAAAACCAAGCUGCAAUACUUAAGAUCUCCUAUCCAUUCCUUAGCAACACAAGUCCAUCUGUAUCUAGUAUUCACUUUGUCAAAUAUGUAAUUUUAAACUUUCUGGUGAAACUAAUAUUUCAUUUGCACAUGACUGUUCUACCAUGCCAUGGGAUUUUGAGUCCUUUUUUAAUAUUGGAUGGUAAAAUUUGACUGGAGAGACAUCUCCAAGAUACACUGAAAUAAUAUCUUUGUUGGGUGAAGAAGGAAAACUGGCAAUAAAUGCAAAUCAAAGUGAACCAUCUCAUCCGAGAAGCAAUGGGAGUCUAGGACACUGCAUUGGCCAAUUCAGAUCCUCUUUGAUGUUCUUACCUGAAAGGUUAAUUUUUAAGAUUCCUAACUGCCACAGUGAGUUGUAAGUCCAUAAUACUCAAGUGUGGUAAUAAAUUCAGUGGCAGUUUUGGGUGGAGGAAGUACUUAUUGAUAGAUGUGCAUUCACAAAUUUAUAUUAUAACGCACCCCCCCCACCUCCCCGUCUUGUCGAAACCAUUCUGAGGUGUAGUCUUUGUGCUCCUUAACAUUUUCUGCUAGCCAUGUUCUAAUGCACUGAGUUCUCUAACGUUUUCUUGUUGCUGCUACUGUUGAACCCAUUGGUUGAAGUUGUAUGAAGAUAUCUAACCAGAUUACUCCAUUGCACAUGCCCCUGCCCCCAUCCCCUCUUGGCUGAAAUUCUUAAAUAUUGGAAUUUUUUUUUUGGUUGUUUGCCUUGUUGAACUGUAAUGGUUUCAUGGGUGAAGUUUAAUAAUUGGGGUUACUGUACAAGAGCUCUUGUGUGUUUUUAAUGGGACAAUCUGGUUGUGAUGGGAAUACUGUACCACCAAAAUGAUUGCAUUACUGCCUUGUUUUCUUUUGAGAUGAAAAGAGAGGAGGGAAGAGAUGGCAAACAUGGCCUUUUUCUAAUUGCAGUGUGCUUGCAAUAAUAGGCAACUGGAGCCUGCUAGGAUGUCUUGUAGUAUAGCCCAGAAAAUUGUCUAUGGCUAACGAGGACACCAGGCCAUGAUCCAUCCUCUGGCUGAAUCUGGACCUUGCAGGCUUUUACAGAGUCUGAUGAGCAAUGUGACCACUUUAUUUUUCCUCUCCCCUCUCUCUAUCUCUAAUGUGAGGCUGUUAUAAGCAGCUUGAUUUCUGAAUGAGGAGACUGCUAGUCUACUAUUCAUGGACACAACAGCAGUCAACAGUGGUGGCAGGAAUGAAAGUCUGUAAUGUUGCCAGGACAUCUUUACAGCUACCCCGGUUAUGGCAGUGUGUCAACCGGCACUCGUAUUUUCCAAUCAAAGCUUGUCAGUCAUAAUUUCAAAAGAAUAUUGUUGAAAUCAGGGUGUUACUGUAAUAGCACAAGGUAAUUUCCAUCUCUUUUCAUUGUGUUGACUGUGACUAUGCUUUUCUGGUGCCAGUGUGUUGUAAGAAAAAUUCUUUAAUACUGUGCUGGUAAACUAUUCAUCAGUAAGUUUUUUUAAGUGAUAGAUUGUACAAUGCUGGUUAACGCUUGCUCCAGUUCAUCGCUAUUCAAAGGCAAGCCUGAACAUUCAAAUGGGAAAAUUAACCUGAGCAAAUUAAAAUUGAGUUGACAAAAUAUGCUCACUGAUUUUUAACUCAUCCUGUAAUUAAAUGUUUUCUUUACAAUAUUAAGUUUAUAAUUGUUGAGGUCUAAUGUUCAUGGUUUUGUAAGAAAAACACAAAUAUGCUUUUGCCACCUAGUUCAAAGGGUCUCCAUUCUGCUAGAUGAAUUACCUUGAGUAGUGUAGACACUCUAACCCUUUGAUGAUUCAUAGGUAGCAUAUAAUGGACCCUUUCAAAGGAUUUUUUUUUUAAGUUUUAAAAAGCUGAUUGUAUAGAAUUUGGAGUGUUAGACAAAAUUGACAACCUGGGAUACAAACUAUGUUUGAGUACUUCUCUUCCAGGAAUGUAAACGCAAGAUAAUGUGAUAAAAUGGUUUCCUGCAACUAAAAAAUAUUAAUUAAAACUGAAGUCUGGCCUUUUCA
This is a messenger RNA of Carcharodon carcharias (great white shark), 6495 nucleotides long. RefSeq names its product calnexin (gene canx). The record is from RefSeq and is a predicted model, not a curated record. The transcript is spliced from 15 exons. The coding region runs from base 70 to 1869 and encodes 599 amino acids. Gene Ontology annotation, molecular function: calcium ion binding. Gene Ontology annotation, biological process: protein folding. Lineage: Eukaryota; Metazoa; Chordata; Chondrichthyes; Lamniformes; Lamnidae. Gene Ontology annotation, cellular component: endoplasmic reticulum membrane; endoplasmic reticulum.